UGCAAGUGUGGCAUCAUUCAGUCAGGGGGAAUUGUUGUGGGACAAAUGUGAGCGAUUGUGGAUACAAUAGUCAUAAUUGUCCUCCUGGAGAAGACAGAACUGACAAUAGAAACAACUAUCAGCUUGUUUAGGUGGCACCAGCACAUCAAAUGCCUUUUCUUAAACCAGUCGAAGACAAAGACUGAAGACAAGGUGGUAAACAUACUCCUGACAGUCAAUCUCUGCUCUGUUGCUGUCGACAUCAAGUCUCACAAUAAACUGCUGUGCUGAACAUGUGUGCAACUCUCUCUACAGGAGACAUUUGAAAAACACCAAGAGUGUCUAAAGAUGCAAAGGGAAGCAGUGAAAUACAGACUGAAAAAACUGGCCGCACGACAAUCAGAAAUCGCAAAAAAGUCUGCAGUGAUAAGGGAGAGCAUCAUAAGAAAAUAUCAGGAGAUCCAAGCCGUUCUGGACCAGGACUUGAGGAUGACCCUGUCCCACCUGGAGAUGGAGGAGCGGGCGGCUGUCUCUGCGCUGGAUGGACUGAUGGAAAAGAACUGUUCUCUGAUCCAGGACAUAGAGCAGGACAUGGCCAGACUCACUGUGGCAAUGGACCAGACCGACACAGAGCCUGAUACAAUGUCUUUCUUUUUAUACUCUGAGCAGCAAGACAUGGAGACAGUAGACAGAGUGAUGGAUCUGCUAAAUAGGACAGAUCCGAGCAGUGUGAGCCUGGACGAAGUUAAAGCGGACCAGAUCCUCAGCCUCACCAGCAACAUGCUUCUGCUUAUCAGCUCACAGACCCCGAUAAUCAAGAAACUCACCAAGAGUUAUUCCAGCGUGGUGUGUCUGGACCCCAAGACGGCUCACCCAAAACUGAUCAUCUCCCCCCAAGGUGACAGCGCCACCUACACAGACACCUGGCAGCAACUUCCUGACCUCCCUGGGCGCUUUGACACCACCCUCAAUGUCAUCAGCUUGCAAGGAUUAAGCUUUGGUCGCCAUUACUGGGAGAUUGAUGUGACUGGGAAGACUUACUGGGAGCUUGGCGUCACCUAUCCAAACAUUCCCCGCAAGGGCACCACUGAAGACUGCUGGCUGGGCCGGGGGCACGAGUCCUGGUGUGUGGAGUUCUUUGAUGGGGAGUAUACUGCCUGGCACGGAGGUGUGCCCCAUCAGCUGCCUUUCACAAAACACUUCUGUCGGAUUGGUGUGUUGUGUAGUUUCCCUGCAGGGUUGGUGACGUUUCUUGAGGCAGACAACAUGACGGCACUGUUCUCCUUCUGUGCAGGAACCUUCUCGGACUGCCUCCACCUGGCCCUGUGUCCUGGUCAUGACCACAAUGGCACCAAUGCUGAACCUCUUGUGAUCUGUAAUGCUCCAUCUCCUUCCAGUGAUCUUUGAUUAGUAUUUGAAAAGUAAUUCUCUGCCUCGGCACCAUUGUCUAAUAAUGCACCAAUUGUAAAGGUUUAUAAUUAAACAACACUAAGAAUCUACA
Messenger RNA from Pseudoliparis swirei, 1480 nucleotides. Its product is annotated as probable E3 ubiquitin-protein ligase TRIML1. The transcript has 5 exons. The record is from RefSeq and is a predicted model, not a curated record. Gene Ontology annotation, molecular function: protein binding. Lineage: Eukaryota; Metazoa; Chordata; Actinopteri; Perciformes; Liparidae. The coding region runs from base 328 to 1386 and encodes 352 amino acids.